GAUAUCUGCUCCAGAAGACCAAGGAUCCACUGUUGAGAUGCCGAGGAAGAAGAACUGGCGGAAAGGGCGUCAUCACUUGGCUGCUGCUGCAACAUGUAGCGCCUUGUCUGAUUUUUCUCUAUCCACUGAUCCCCACUCUACCCCUUGUGAUAUCCCAUCUUCAUCCCCCACCCCAAGCUUCACCUACUCUGAUUUUCCUCCUCUUCCGACCUCUCGGUCAUCUAUCUUUAGGCCCUGUGACUCUCUUUCACAGUCUGUGCCUGUUGUGAGCUGUGAUAAUGUAUCGCAGUCUCUUUCAAGGACCAGUGGAGCAUCGUUCACACUGCCUCUGCAAUCUAUAAGGUGUGCAGCCAUUGGGGCAUACUGUUCUCACGGUGAAACUCUCAGUCACCAAGGAAAAAAACUUGAUACAAACCUUGCAAACUUUUGUACAAAACUGUGCAACGCUGAAAACUUUGAAAUGAAAACUAUUGUAAUACCUGAUGAAAUUAAAACUAUCAAAAGUCAUUCAACAAACUCUGUUGAAUACAUGAACAGUGGUGAGCUGUCCAACACCGUGCCUCCAAGCUGUCAUAACAGGUAUAUACAAGGAUCUUUUCAUCAAGGACAUGUGAUGUUUGCAGAAAAUGCAGGCGUACAAUGUCUGACAAACAGUUUAACAGCAAUGUUGAUGAAUGAACUGAAAGAUGUGUGCACGUGGCAAAGUAGUGACCUUGAUAUUAUUCUUGUGAAUGGAAACGAGCUUUAUACGUCAGUGCAGAACCGCAAUCAGGUAAAACAUACUCAUCUUUUGGUAAGUGAUUUGCCAAAGUCUCAUGUGUUGCAUAAUGUUGAUUUUACAAUUAAUCUUGGACAAGCAUUUAGUGGCAUAGUAGGAGUACAUGAUUAUGAUCCAGAUUUGGCAGACAUGUCAAUAAGCCUUUAUGAAGCACUGCAAAGAGUAGUACUAGAAGAUGACAGCUGUUUUUUGACAAUUAAUAAAAGUACUUGUGCCAUUAUUAAACACACCAGUGGUUAUGCAGUAUUUGACUCCCACGCACGCAGCUAUGAUGGCCUUCUUCAUCCAACAGGAAAAAGUGUUGUGUGUUUCUUUCAAACUUUUGAGGAUAUGUACAGCCAUCACAUUAAUAGGCUUGCAAGUUCAAUGAAUGCCUUUGGAAAACCGUUUGAGUUGUGGAUAUGUCACACAUGUCACCGUAAAAUUGGUGCUGGUAGAAUGCCUCAAGAAAGUGUAGCCAACAAUUUGCAUUUGGAAGCCAUUCCUUCUCAGCUACAGUGCUUAAAUUCACUUGAGCAACACUUAAUAGCGAAACAUAUUCCUUUUAUGAAACUGUUGGCAUUACCAAAGGGCGGACAAAAUGGUUGCCAUGGACCUGUCGUAUGUGUUCCAUCUAAUGUCGAUCAAGUAACAAACAUGCUCCCACGAAAUGAUGGAAAUGAUUUAAUGUUACGAAUUAAACUAAAACGCAAAUUAACAUACAAGGGGCAUUAUGAAUAUAAACAUGUCCAUACAAACCAUGUCUAUAAUGCGUUGGAGUACUUAAAGUUAAAUAACAAAUGGUAUCAUGACAUUAGCAUUAAUAAUGAAUGGAACAAUGAAAUAUGUGAUAACGCUGUGUCAAUACAUACAACAAGCGUUUCUAAUGAAAGAAAAAAGAACAAAACGGAAAAUGAUUCCGAAAGUGAUGAUCCUGAAGAAGAGUUGACAUACACUGAACAAACACAUGGAAUGUUUCUAGACACAUGUUUACAACCAGUAGAUAUUGCACAAGAAGUUUUGGAUCAACAUUUUGACUCUGUGUUAUCAGUUGCCCCUGCUGAGAAUAAUCAUCCCAUUAAACUGUUAGAAGAUGCUACAAAUGAAGGAAAAUGUUUUCCUAUGUUAUACCCCACGGGAGCUCCUACUUUUCAUGACCCUCGCAAAGAAAGAAUAACCCUGGCAAAAUAUUUAAAUACACGUUUACUGAAUGCUGAUGGCAGAUUUGCUAAAAACACAGACUUCAUAUUCUAUGCCCAGUACAUAUCAGAAGUACAACAAGUUCUUUCAAAUGUUUCAAUUGCCAUGCGCAAAGGUUCAGGCACUGAAUUGACUCACAAAGAGCAACCCAAUUUGUUAACUGAUGCAGAAUCUUUAAAACGAGUGUUAAAAAACGACGAAGGCUACAAGUUCUUAAGACCUAUACGUGGAACACCCCCCUUUUGGCAAUCUGCACAAAAAGAUCUGUUUGCUAUGAUACGACAACUAGGAAUCCCCACAUGGUUUUGUUCAUUUUCCUCAGCUGACAUGCGCUGGCCUGAAAUGAUAACAACACUCAGUCAUGAACAAAAUAAAAAUGUGCCUAUUGAUGAACUGACUUGGUCAGAGAAAUGUGCAUUGUUGAAACAAAACAAAACAAAGGUAUCUUGUGAACUGCCAUCAUCAGAUGAUGAUGAACUGUGUGAGAUUGUAAACACUGUGCAAAAACAUAGCACUAAGCACUCAAAAACCUGUAGGAAAAAAAAAACUGAAUGUCGGUUUAACUUUCCACGACCCCCAUCUUGUCGAACAUUUAUCGAUCGUAUUGUCCAACCUGCAAAAAAAAACUUGAAUGUCACUUAUGCACAAAAUCAAUGCAAUACAGAACAAUCACAUCAACCAAUGAAUGAGGAAGACGAAUUGAGAAAACUGAUGACACCAGACGUGGCUGAAAAGAUGUUGAAAAUGGUCAGAACAGCUUUACUAAAUAGUGACCAAACAUUUGAAUCGACAGAGGAACUGUUUGAAAGCAUCGGCAUUUCACAAUUGCUUUUUGAAAUAGCAAAUUCACAACUAACCAAUAAAACCAGCGUUGUUUUAAAAAGAAAGCCCGGUGACAUUUGGAUUAACCAAUUCAACAAAGACCUGUUAAGAGCUUGGAAUGCCAAUAUGGAUAUUCAGUACAUUGUGGAUGCAUAUUCUUGUGUAGUGUACAUUAUUUCUUAUAUAUCCAAAGCAGAGAGAGAAAUGGGAUUGUUACUCGAUUGUGCACAAAAAGAAGGACAUAAAGGCAAUCUGGAUGCCAAAGCUGCAUUCAAAUCACUCGGCAGUGUUUACCUUCAUAAUAGAGAAGUGUCUGCACAAGAAGCAGUAUAUCGACUAACUGGAAUGCAUUUAAAGGAAUGCUCACGCAAAGUAACUUUCAUACCAACAGGAGAACACCCUAUGCGCAUGAGUUUACCUCUCAGUGUAUUGCGAGACAGAAAACAAAAUGACAACAAUGAACAUAACACUAUAUGGAUGACAAGUGUGAUAGACAGGUAUAAACAUAGACCACAAUCACCACUGUUUCAAAACAUGUGCCUUGCCACGUUUUGCUCGGAAUAUCGAGUCUUGAGUCAAAGUGAAGUCCCAGCUAAUCCAAGCGAAUGUGUCGUUCAACUUCAGGACAAUUCUGGCCACAUCAGAAAAAGAACACGCACGGAACCAGCUGUUAUUAGAUAUGCAAGACUGUCACCCACAAAAGAUCCAGAAAAAUAUCAUCAAAGCCAGUUACAAUUGUUUUUGCCCCACUAUGAAGACUGUCAGUUGAAACCACAUCCUUUUGUAACAUACGAAGAUUUUUACAAUGUUGGAAUUGUACGUGACUUCAGUGAUGACAUAGACAAAGUUAAAGAAAUUGUUGAGAAUAAUAGGUCCUUGUAUGAACAAAAUUCUGACAAACUAGAUGAUGCUCAACUCAUUAUGGAACAGCAGGUUGAUUUGGAUGAUGCAUGGGCACAGAUUUGCCCCCAGUCUGAAAUGGAACGCCUUCAAUGUUUACAAUCCCAGGAGGUUAUGCACAAUAAAACUGAUUUACAACCCAUUUCAGAAAAUAUUCCAGACCUGACAGAAACUUUGCCUAUGACUGGUAACAUAGAAGUUAGAAAAACAUUCAUGACUAAAGAAGCAGCAUGGAACAUAAUGAGAUCUUUAAAUGAUGAGCAAGCGCGCAUAUUUUACAAACUACGUCAGUGGAGUUUAGAAACAGUAUGGGGACGAAAACCACAACAAAUACACCUUUUUGUCACUGGUGGAGCGGGCACAGGAAAAAGCCAUUUGAUUAAAGCCAUACAUUAUGAGUUGUCUCGAAUUUUAGCGCAACUAUGUACAAACCCUGAUGACACUACAGUGCUAAUAACAGCUCCUACUGGCGUUGCCGCGUAUAACAUUGGUGCUGCUACCAUACACAACACUUUUUGUAUUGGCACAGAUGUGCGAUUACCUUACCAGCCGUUGGGUGAGGAAAAGAUAAACUCUUUACGAGCUAAACUAUCCAAUUUACAAUUACUGAUCAUUGAUGAAAUAUCAAUGGUAGACAACAGACUCUUUGCAUACAUUCACGGAAGACUAAGACAAAUAAAACAAUCCGGAGAUCAUUCUUUGUUUGGAAAAGUUAGUAUGGUUGCUGUGGGAGAUUUUUACCAGUUACCGCCUGUGAAAGGGAAACCUCUGUACAGUGAUAUGCCAGGACUGAACAUUUGGAACGAUCACUUUGAAAUUGCACAUUUGACACAAGUUGUGAGACAAAAAGAUUCAACUUUUGCUGAGUUGCUAAAUCGCAUACGUGUCCAUCAAAAAUCAACUCCUAUGUUGCCUACCGACGUUGAAAUAUUGAAGCAAUGUGAAACAGGAGAAGUCUCGAAUGCACUCCACAUUUUUGCUACAAAUAAACAAGUUUGCAAUUACAACUGUCAAAUGCUCAAUUCAAUUUGCCCAAAUGCUAUAACUAUUGAAGCACAAGACUUUGAGCGUAAUCCAAAAACAGGACGUAUGGAAAGAAAGAAUGGCCACCACACCAAAGUUUUUAAUAGUUGUCUUAAGCCAAGUGUGAGUUUGGGUAUAUGAUUAUAUUUGAGCAUCAUGCUGACUAAAAACAUUGACGUUUUAGAUGGACUCGUUAAUGGUGCUUUUGGGACAGUUAUCCAAAUCAUGUUUGAUACGGACAAAUACUUUCCCUCUGAAAUACAUGUUGAAUUUGAUGACAGUAAAAUUGGACAACUGCAAAGAGCUAAAAUAACUACAGCAAAUAAUACUCAUCGAAACCUCACAAUAAUUAAACCUGUAGAGGACAGAGUCUCGAACAAUGGUGGAAUACGCCGUCAGUACCCAAUACAAUUAGCCUGGGGUCGUACCGUUCACAAAGUUCAAGGUCUUACAGUGAAAAGUGCAGUCGUAAACUUGAAAAAGAUAUUUGCACCAGGACAAGCUUAUGUAGCUUUAAGUCGUGUGUCUUCGCUGUCAGGCUUAGUAAUUGAAGACUUAAACGAGUCAAAGAUUUAUUGUCCAGUCCCCCACACGACAGGGGAUGUGUAA
Molecule: messenger RNA, 5311 nt
Organism: Osmerus eperlanus (European smelt)
Lineage: Eukaryota; Metazoa; Chordata; Actinopteri; Osmeriformes; Osmeridae
Exons: 8
Biological process (GO): DNA repair; telomere maintenance
Molecular function (GO): DNA helicase activity; ATP hydrolysis activity
Source: RefSeq, a predicted model, not a curated record